Molecule: messenger RNA, 16249 nt
Organism: Rattus norvegicus (Norway rat)
Lineage: Eukaryota; Metazoa; Chordata; Mammalia; Rodentia; Muridae
Gene: Ankrd11
Product: ankyrin repeat domain 11
Biological process (GO): skeletal system morphogenesis; head morphogenesis; face development
Cellular component (GO): nucleoplasm; cytosol; nucleus
Source: RefSeq, a predicted model, not a curated record
AGACUGGAUUUAACACUGUAUCCAUGGAGGAGUCUUGCUGUAGCUAUCGCACCAGUCUGUGCAUUGCAGCCCAGGGCAAAACCAAUAAGGGCAAGAGACAGGCCUCUAGGUGAUGGCUCCCUAGACACCAAACUUGCAAGGCUCCACAUGCCCUGGGUAUACUUCUCAGAAGUUCACACAGAGCACACAGCUACCAGGCACAUGGACGUGUAGCAGAAAAACAGGCAGAACAUGAAAGUGAGGCAGAUGGUGUAGUCCUCCUAAGAGUGGCUAGGUCUAAGAGUGCAGAACAGAAGUAUAUGUGCACAUGUAUCGGGGUCAGGGUCAGUAAGUACCCUUCAUGUGUAUAUUCUCAGUCUAAUUCUGUCUUGGGCUGCUCAGGGAGAACCCUGGUCUCUGAUACUGCUGGCUUGCCUGUCUUCUGUAUUUGAUGAUCCUUGUUCGCAGACAGGACUCCACUCUACUGGUCAUUUCUUACCCCAGUGGUCCCCCCUCCCUCUUUUUUUCUUUUUUAAAGGCCUAUGGGAUCUAUGGCAAAGGAGGUCUGGGGUGAACCAACUGAGAGCGCUUGGCUUCAUUUCUGGUAUCACGGACUCAGGAGUGCACACUGAGGCAGUAUCAUGGGCAUGAGGCAGGAUGCCGAGGGCAUUGGAGUGAAGCUGCCUUCCAGAAACCUGGCACACUUGGCCAUGCCCACAGGACUCAGAGAUGACACUAAGCGGCUUAUCUGUGCCUAGGAUUUAAGGUUCUGUGGCUUGAUACACACAACUCUGUAAUUUGUUUGGGAGGUUUGCAGAGAUGUGACAGGGAUGGAUGUUCCACCUCUGUCACAGAUGCUUCUAAUGAAAAGCAGGAGUGUGUGGGCACUCAUGGUGGACAUAUAGGUGCGGAUAGCAGGCUUGCCUGUUCUGCCGUAGUGGAAAGACUAUGGGGUGGAGUAGAGGACUGCACGGUUCUGUGGACAUAGUCAGAGAAGACCACAUCAGACCUGUUUCAGAGGGGUGUGUGUGUGUGAAUAGUGUCUGUAGGGAUUGAAAUGGCCACACAUUUCUCUGAUGUCCUACGUAGUGCGUUACUAAGGUGGAGCUUGCACGGCUUAGCACAGUGCUGUGGCUUGUGGCAGGUGAUGGAAGUCUUGAUCCUGUCUCUUGUCUGAUCAGGUGUCUCUGUGAGGCUCUCACCACUGCACCACCCUUCGGCCUCCGCUGGGUGUGCUAUCAGGCCAUGUUUACACCAGGACCUGAGACAGGCAGAGGGCCCAGCUCUCCGUACCUGGAGAUGGGUUUCGUGAGUGUUCUUGGGCUGGUUUCCAACUUUGGAUCCUUUUGCGCUCCAUCCCGAGGACUGAAGGAAGUGCAGUGUGCAGGAAGUGUGCAUUGGUGUGCAGUACAGCUUUAGAGGGUCGGCAGCCCCCCCCCCCCACUCUUAUACUCUUUCUCUAUACUUGGUGAACCAGACACCCAAGGUGGUGUUGGACGUUAUUCUCCCACCCAGAGAUGCAGUGCUGACUUAGAAAUGGGGUAUGGUGGAGUGUGUGGCAAACAUCUUGUCGGCAGGGUCUUAUGCAGUGGCACCCACCACAUUCAGCAUGGACAGUCUACAAAAAUGUGUGAGGAAAGAAUUAUGGGAUUGAUAUUUUCCCCUGCUCAGAGUUCUGGAAGCUGUAAAAGUGCUGACAUCUGCAAGAUUUUUAACUUGAUGAAAUAGCGACCAAGAUAGGAUCUCUCUGGUCAUCUUGAUAGGGUUGUCAGACCUCCCUGGAGGUGUGUGACUCAGUCACAUUCCAGCUUUGAAAGGUUAUUACAGACAAAUGCAAUGUCCCAGGCAAACAGCUUGACCCUAGAGUGUCCCUCCAGCGCCCUCUGCUGAUAAUGUACAUGUUAGCACUCAUCCUAGAUGACAGAUGUGGCCUACCCCAGUAACACAGGGUUACCUUCCCACCCUCACCAGUAAGGAUUCCCAGUAGCAAAUAGUGAGCUUCCUUUACUGCACCCUCAAGUGUCAGGCGGCUGACUGGUCUUAGAUGUUUUCCUGUUUCCCAGACCCUGAUGCACAUGCUUAGUCAGGAUUGAGGGCAUCCUGCCAAGAACAAUACAGUUGUGUCUGUUGUGAGUCAUCCUGAUCAAAGCUUGCCCUCCCAAGGUUGUAUAUCAGCGUGGUGGUGCUUGUGCAGCCUCUGGAUGCUGUGGACACUCAGGUAGACAUAAAAUGGAACAUAGUUACCACCCAUCAUAAUGCCCAGAAGCUCUGGACCGGAGCAUGCCCAGAACAUGCCUGUGUUAGGACUAGUAGCACAGGGGAAGAGACUAGGAAGCUACAUUUUUAACAAAGGACAGUUGACCCCUGUGACACUGGCGAGGCUGGAACGUAAUUCUGACAAUGUGAUUGUCAGUAAGUAAUAGGAAAACCCAGGCAGCCCAGAGCCGGUGCUCUCGCCUUAAAAUCUGAGACCAUCCCCACUUCCUUGGGGCCUCUUCCAGACCAGGUCUUUGUGACUGACCACACAUAUCACCUUGACCUGGUGAAGAAAAGCUCUUGGUCUAGUCUCCCUGUAGAGUCACAGCAGAAUUACUGACAUGGCCUGGUGAGGUUUCACAAACUCUGAUUCUGAUGCUUGGGAAGCAGUAGAUCCUGUGAGUCACAGGCCACCUAGGGCUUCCUAAAAACAAAAAAGCCUUCAUUAUAGAAUUACGUGAUUUGUGAUACUAUUCUGCCUCUAUUUUAUGUUGGAAAAUUUCCCACUAAUUUAAGCUCACACAGAAACCACCUACCCCAUUGCAUGUAUCGUAGUCAAAGGAGUAUUGGAGCCAAAAACUGUCUGUCCCAGUAACCAGUGCUUCUUUGGAAGAAGGAAGAGAAUUAAGGCGUUCUUACAGUGCUUGUACCUUUGAGCAAGCCUCUUCUCUGGGGAUUCAUGGAGCGCACCAACUCACAGAUCUUACACCUUUGGUUAAGUGUUCAUUCCUCGGGGUUUGAUCCUCAGUUAUUCUUUGGGUUUUGUUUUGUUUUGUUUGUUUGUUUGUUUGUUUGUUUUUUUAAGUCUCUUGCCAUUAGCUGUGUGGAAAUGUAUGGAACUCAGGAUGCUUGGUGUAAGAGGUAGUGUGUACUAAUGAGGCUUUUCCAUCCCCUUGCUCACUAGAAGGACUUAACAUGCAUGCAUGUUGACAGAUGCUAGACCAUGGCAAAUGAGUGUGGAGUCUGCAUCCUGUCUGCCACGUCACUGACUCACUGGCUAGGGGUGUGGCCAGAAAAGUGCUGUGAGAAUAUGGUGACUUCUGGCUUGGCAGCCUCAGCCCAGCAGGCAGUGAUUGCCCAGUGAGGAUUCUGAGAUUAGCCUAAUAACCACAUUGUAACUGCUUGUGAAGAAACAGAUCCAAGUAAAAUGCUUUACGUAAGCAUUGAGUAAGAGUUGGUGGUUGGUCUGGUGUAUUUCUCAGCCAUUUGUCCUGUGCAUCUUUUCUUCAAAGAACUGUGGACCAGCAAAGAAAAGUCAUAGUUGUUCUGGUAGGCAAACCCUUAGUGUUUGGCUACCAAGGCUCAGGACUAUUGUUUAGCAUGUAUAGCAGUGGGACAUCAAAAUGAGCCAAUGUGAAAGGUGUUUGGGACUAGAGCACAGCAGAGUUACUUAAGGAGUAGCAGCAGGCAAGUUCAGGACCAGACAUUGUGGUCCCAGCUCUAUACUGAGGGACUUGAACCCUUGCUUGUACUGCUUUUGCCCCUGUCAGGAUCAGUUUCAGAAACCCUUCAAUAUUAGGAGGGUUUCUGCUCCCAGCUGCCAGUGUCUCGGGUCCAUCCCAGCAGGAUGUUGGUCAGGCCUUAGUGUCUCAACUUUCUGUUUUAUGUAUUUUUCCAUCUUCAGCAUGGCUUUGUGAAGCCAGAGUAAGUGACAGUUGUAGACUUGUGCUGACUGUUGUCUGGAUCGCUCAUGCUCUGCUGAACGAUCUGCAAGCAGGCCUGUAUUUCGUGUGGUUCUGUGCGAGCAGUGUACAGUGACGACCACUGUUCCCUCAGGUAGAACUUGGGGAAACGAUCUGCAGAGGUCAGAGAAGCUAAGUCACUGUCUGACUUGAGUCUGGCCUCACUGCCAUGCUGCAGGUGACAAGGGGAACAAGGACUAGAAGAAUCUAGGAACAAGGACUGUGGGGUGGGGUUGCUUAUCUCUCAGCACAUGAUUAGUUAUGGCUUCCCUAAAUACUAAAGAAAAAGACAUCAGUAAGUCAGGAGUGCAUUAGCACUGUUACUCCGUGGGGGUGUGCUGCAGGAGGACUGCUGAGAGGUACGCUCUGAUGAGCCCUCUACCUGCUGUGCUAGAAUUGAAACCCAGGUUAAGUAAGGUUGUCGAAGUCCUUUUUGCAACUGAUGAGCUAGUAUGUGUCAGCUGGGACUUUGUGACCAGAAAUACUGUAGCUAAAUUACUGGAAGACUUGGUCGGAUGCUUGGUUGGGAAGGGCGGGAUUUGUUUCUGUUGUUGUUUUGUUGUUUGCUGUGCCUUAUUCAUGGUAGGAAUGAGGGGUAGGAAGCUGUUCUCUGGAGAGUUUCAUUGGCACCUACCAGGAAUUUACUGCUAUUUCAAAAUAGCACCACGAAAGUUAUCAGUUAAAUUAAAAAUUCAAUGGCCAGACUAUAUUGUUUAUUAGAUAUUAGAUAACAUUAGGAAAAAUAUGAGGGCUUGAAUUUAAUCUCCAGAACCUGGGUACAAAUGCGAGGUUGUAGGUUGAGGUGACAAGUGUGUAAUCCCAAGGUUGGAAAAGUAGAGAUAGGUGGACAUCUGGAACUCACUGGCUGGCCAGCCUAGCCUACUUGGCAAAACCUCAGGCCAGCGAGAGGCCCGGGUGCAGUAUAUUAUAAAGAUGAAUAUGCCUGAAAGGACACCCAAGGUUGACCUUUGACAUACUCUGGUAUACACCUGCACACACAAACACUGACAGAACAGUCAGUGACUUCAUUGUAGCUGAAGACAUCUCCUGAGGUGGAGAGGAAGGGUAAUGGUUGGAGCUACAGGGAUAGAGUCAGGCACAGGAGAGCUGACACAAUGAGCGGUAACAAGAGAAGAGUAGGAGUCGGUAGGAGGGGCAUUUGCUGCCAGUUCCCGUACUGAGGAUAUAUGAACUUCAGGUGAGCAGAACAGACCACUACAGCAUUGGGAGAGCCAUAGGCACUCAAAGGAGCUGGGUUUGUUGUCCUUUCAAUCAAAGAAUCUGCUCUGGGAAAGCACACUCUGUCCUCACUGCCUUUCCUCCAGUGGAUGCAAUGGCAGGAAGUAGUCAGUCAGAACAGGCUGCCAGUGCAGCUGUGUCCACGUUCCUGCAGGCCGCACCAGCUGUGCCAGGUGAAGGUCAGUAGGUGAACAUCCAGUCGGUGUUUUCCAGCCGAGUGAUAAAACACUACCUCAGAUGUCUGGCAUGAAAUAUGUGGGUGCAAAGAAAGAUAUUGCAGAAAAACGGAGCACCACCACAUUCCCCUUGUAUCUGCCCAAAGCAGAGACUAAACAGCAGAGCUUUAAAGGGGGAUUAUUGGAUCCAGUUGGACGGCCCUCAUUCAACUGUGCCAUAGUCAAUGUCACCUUGGAGCUGGCAGUGUUCUAUUUAGCAGUUUAGCAGACACAAUUUGGAAUUCACAUGAAGUCUCUCUUCAUUUGAGUAGUAGAAACAAAAGUCAGAAUGCCAAAAGAGGUCUGGUUUCUGCAGGAAUUAAUGAUUUCUCCUGCUUCCCUCCAACAGACAGUAAUGUAACUGUGACACUGUCUGUGGAGCUGGGUCACCCUCUGGACUGCCAGGCUUUUUAGCAUCUGAUGGGGGCUGUGAGGUGAGGGGCACAGGCCCAUGUCCACGUCAGGUAGUCCAGAUGCUUUGGACACACUAAGCCUGGGUGUGUUCAGAGCCACACUGUUCUGAGCCCAUUGUCCUUUGGGGGGCUUCUUUGGUGUCCAACUUUUACCCAGAAGUCUGAUAACAUUAUCUCAGUCUGGUGAGCACUCAGGUUUGCCAGCCCUGGAGGCUGGGGAGUGAAAUUGGACAGUUGUGGGUGCCAGUUGUUGCAUGUUUAGAAAAAGUUAAAUUUGCAGUGAAGAGACUUGGACUGUGAGGAAAUCACAUUCCCACUCCCCCAUUCCCAUUUAGACAAGUAAAUCUGAUGAAGUUUAAGUUGUUCGGCUGUGUAAGAAGUUGCUGUGCUCAGGGACCAAGUUCUUCAGUGGGAGGGGAGCAGAGCCAGUAGUCAGUAGCGCACUGUUGGCAGCAGCUGUUCUGCAGGAUAAGCAGGUCUCCUGUGCUGCUCUUAGUUUCCCCACAAGGAAAAGCCAAGACAGGGUGGUAGUGUCUCACCCUUGAGCCUUUGAAUGACUUGCCAAAGGGUACAUUUACUCAGACUGCCCUUCUGGUACAGUUCACUGGUUCCUUUGUUAUCUUAAAAACUGCGAAGUGCUGUAAUCUCAGGAGGCAGAGGCAGGCCAGUCCUUUUGGUUCAGAGAUGCUGUCGCGCUCAAAAAACAAAGCACAUCAGUAUGUCAGUGCAUGCGAACAGUGCUGGCUCUUGUGAGGGCUGAGGCAGAAGGAUGGGGCAUUAUAGCCUGGGCUAUCUGAGACCCUGGUUUUUUAAACAAACAAAACAAAAAUACCGCCUCUAACAUAGUUGGCAGGAUUGGAAGGCUCUAUAUUGAUUCAGACUCUAUAUUGAGCCAAACUUUAAAAAAAUGAAGUAUGCUUUAUGAUGUGAAGACACACUAGCCUGCACUGUACCAACCAUAUUUUACCUCUUGGAGUUAUUAUGUAAAUAGCAAAUGCCAUCAACAGGGGUAUAUCAUACUGUGUCUUGUGAGGGUGGCAUGGUUUUCUGAGACUUUGUUCUCAUAUUCUUAAUAUUUUUUUUAAUUUUCUCAUAUCUGUAUAUCAUGGCUUAUUUAAAACUAGCUGGUGGUGGCCUAAAGUGUUUAGGGGAGUUUUACUGUGGAUUGUUACACAGGCACAUGUCACUGCCUACAGGCCUGUAACAUUAAAAAAACCUUCUAAGUCACCAAGCCACAAAUAUAGUUUCUAAGAAGGCAGUCUGAAGAGUUUGUCAGAAAACGCAGUAGGAAAGUGUCGGAUGGUUUGGGGGCCUGGAGACACCAGCUGGGACAGAGGGAAAGAACGCAUUGAUGGAGCCAAAGUAGCUCCACAGCAGAGUCCAGUGCAGGGACAGUCGUGUGCGCUACUUUCUUAGAGUGUCACUUCCCGAGGCCAGUUCACCCUGCAGAGGGUUUCUUGGAUGGAAAGGCAGAAAAGUCCUGCAGUAGCAGUAAGAGAUCAUUAACACAUCGAUCGGCCCUCCUGGCCCUCGGCUCUGUACCCUGCGGCCUGCGGCACCUUGAGUCCUUCUCGACCCUGCUCAGGGACUUACUCCACGUCUCCACAGGACAGGGCGCAGCAAGGUAGGACUCAAAGUGACAGCCUUUGUGUUCCCAAGUCACGCCCUACCUCUUCAGAGCAGCAGCAGCAGCACAGUCAGUAGAGGUUGGCAGGCCACUUUGUCACUGGUCAGAGGCGCCCAGGGCCUGCUCGUUAGGCGGCGGUUUAGAUGGAGCAGCCGAGCUGUUACGUCGUUCUUGUUAGUGCUCUGUGUUGAUGCCUUUAGAUGCCUCCAGCUCAGUCCAUGUUGUGGUACUGCAAGGCUGGUACGGUCCUCGAAGCACCAUGGCAUGAAAUGGAGGUUCCUAGAAGCAAGAAGAAAGAGAAGCAGGGUCCUGAACGGAAGAGGAUCAAGAAGGAACCUGUUCCCCGAAAGUCCGGGCUAUUGUUCGGCAUGGGGCUGUCUGGGAUCCGAGCUGGAUACCCGCUCUCUGAGCGUCAGCAGGUGGCUCUGCUCAUGCAGAUGACCGCCGAGGAGUCUGCAAAUAGUCCAGUAGACACCACACCAAAGCACCCUUCCCAGUCUACAGUGUGUCAGAAGGGGACCCCCAACUCCGCCUCAAAAACCAAAGAUAAGGUGAAUAAGAGAAAUGAGCGAGGAGAGACGCGCCUGCACCGAGCAGCUAUUCGAGGUGAUGCCCGGCGCAUCAAGGAGCUCAUCAGUGAGGGCGCAGACGUUAAUGUCAAGGACUUUGCAGUUUCUGUUUGCAGGCUGGACUGCACUGCACGAGGCAUGUAACCGGGGCUACUAUGACAUCGCCAAGCAGCUGUUAGCCGCUGGUGCGGAGGUGAACACUAAGGGCCUGGACGAUGACACGCCUUUGCACGACGCCGCCAACAACGGGCACUACAAGGUGGUGAAGUUGUUGUUACGAUAUGGCGGAAAUCCUCAGCAAAGCAACAGAAAAGGCGAGACACCGUUGAAAGUAGCCAAUUCCCCAACGAUGGUGAAUCUCCUGUUAGGCAAAGGCACAUACACUUCCAGUGAGGAAAGCUCUACUGAGAGCUCUGAAGAAGAGGAUGCCCCAUCCUUUGCACCUUCCAGCUCCGUCGAUGGCAAUAACACAGACUCUGAGUUUGAGAAAGGCCUCAAGCUUAAGGCUAAGAACCCAGAGCCCCAGAAAACUGUGACCCCUGUCAAGGACGAGUACGAGUUUGACGAGGAUGACGAGCAAGACAGGGUCCCCCCGGUGGAUGACAAGCACUUGCUGAAGAAAGACUAUAGGAGGGAAGCCAAGUCCAACAGCUUCAUCUCCAUACCCAAAAUGGAAGUGAGGAGUUACUCCAAAAACAACACGCUCGCACCAAAGAAGGCGGCCCAUCGCAUCUUGUCAGACACAUCAGACGAGGAGGAUGUGAGUGCCUCCAUAGGGGCUGGAGAGAAACUGAGGCUGUCAGCACACACAAUGCUACCUAGUAGUAAGGCACGAGAGUCUUCUAGUUCUAGGCAGCAAAAAGAAAAAAAUAAAUUGAAAAAGAAGCGAAAGAAAGAAACAAAAGGGAAGGAAGUUCGGUUUGGAAAGAGGAGUGACAAGUUCUGUUCCUCUGGGUCAGAAAGCGAGUCCUCAGAGAGUGAGGAGGAUGACGGGGACUCUGUUGGGAGCUCAGGCUGCCUCAAGGGGUCCCCACUGGUGCUGAAGGACCCUUCCCUGUUCAGCUCACUGUCUGCCUCCUCCACCUCGUCUCAUGGUAGUGCUGUGGCCCAGAAACACAGCUCUGGCCACACUGACCAGCACACUAAGCACUGGCGCACUGACAAUUGGAAAGCCAUUUCUUCUCCAGCCUGGUCUGAGGUGAGUUCUUUGUCAGACUCCUCAAGGACGGGACUGACCAGUGAGUCUGACUGCUCCUCCGAGGGCUCCAGUGUGGAAUCUCUGAAGCCUACAAGGAGGAAGCAGGAGCACCGUAAAAGGGGCAGCCUGCAGAGCAUGCCGGAGAGGAGAGGCACCUUCCACCCCUGUGCAGACGGGGCUGUCCCCAAGCUGGACAAGGAAGGGAAGGUGGUCAAAAAACACAAGACGAAACACAAACACAAACACAAGGAGAAAGGACCAUGUUCUGUCAGCCAAGAACUUAAACUGAAAAGCUUUACAUAUGAAUAUGAGGACUCCAAGCAAAAGCCCGAUAAGGCCAUCCUCCUCGAGAACGACGUCUCCACUGAAAAUAAGUUGAAAGUGCUGAAACACGACAGAGACAAACUCAGUAAGACGAAGUCGGAGGAUAAAGAGUGGCUCUUUAAGGAUGAGAAAGCCCUCAAGAGAAUGAAGGACGUCAGCAAAGACACCAGCAGAGCUUUCCGAGAGGAAAGAGACCGUCCCAGUAAAACAGAGAGGGAGAGAUCCACAAAGGAGAAGUCUCCUAAGGAAGAGAAAUUAAGACUGUACAAAGAAGAAAGGAAGAAAAAGUCCAAAGAUCGACCGUUCAAGCUAGAAAAGAAGAACGACAUGAAGGAGGUCUCCAAGGAGAAGGAGAAGGCCUUCAGAGAGGACAAAGAGAAGCUCAAGAAGGAAAAGCUGUGCAGGGACGACGCUGCUUUUGACGACUACUGUAACAAAAGCCAGUUUCUGGACCACGAGGACACCAAGUUCAGCCUCUCUGAUGACCAGCAAGAGAGGUGGUUUUCUGACCUGUCAGACUCCUCUUUUGAUUUCAAAGGAGAGGAUAGCUGGGACUCAGUGACAGACUACAGAGACAUCAAGAGUGACUCAGUGGCCAAACUUAUCCUGGAAACCGUCAAAGAAGACAGUAAGGAAAAGAAGCGUGACAACAAGACCCGGGAGAAGCGAGAUUUCAGAGACUCUUUCUUCCGGAAGAGAGACAGGGACUGUGUAGACAGGAAUUCUGAGAAGAGGAGAGACCACACAGAAAAGCAGAGAAGCUUCCCCAGCUACCUCUCUGAGAAGGACAAGAAAAGGCGGGAGUCUGCAGAAGGGGGCCGGGACAGGAGGGACACCCUAGAGGGCUCCCGGGAGCGGAGGGAUGGGCGGAUUCGGUCUGAAGAGGUGCAUAGGGAGGACCUAAAGGAGUGUGGCUGUGAUAGCACCUUCAAGGACAAGUCAGACUGUGACUUCACCAAGACCCUGGAGCCCUGGGAACGGCCCCAUGCAGCACGGGAAAAAGAGAAAAAGGAUGCCCUAGAAAAGGACAGGAAGGAAAAGGGCAGGGCAGAGAAAUACAAAGAUAAGUCCGGUGAGAGGGAGAGAAACGAGAAGUCUAUCCUCGAGAAGUGUCAGAAAGACAAAGAAUUUGAAAAAUGCUUUAAAGAGAAGAAAGACGGCAAGGAAAAGCAUAAAGACACACACAGCAAAGACAGGAAAACCCCCUUUGACCAACUGAGAGAAAAGAAAGAGAAGGCGUUCUCCAGCCUCAUCUCAGAAGACUUCUCAGAGAGAAAGGACGACAGGAAGGGAAAGGAGAAGAGCUGGUACAUCGCAGACAUAUUCACCGAUGAGAGCGAGGAUGAGAAAGAGGAGUGCGUGGCCAGCAGCUUCAAGACUGGAGAGACCGGUGACAGCCAGCGAGCGGAGAGCCUGCAGGAGAAGGAAGAUGGAAGAGAACACCCCUCAGAUAGGCACAGGAAGGCCUCCUCCGACAGGCAGCACACAGAAAAACCAAGGGACAAAGAGCCCAAGGAAAAGAGGAAGGACAGAGGAGCUGCGGAAGGGGGAAAGGACAAGAAGGAAAAGAUCUUCGAGAAGCACAAAGAAAAGAAAGAUAAAGAGUGUGCAGAGAAAUACAAGGAAAGGAAAGACAGAGCCUCUGUUGACUCUGCCCCAGAAAAGAAGAAUAAACAGAAACUCCCUGAGAAGGUAGAAAAGAAGCACUUUGUUGAAGACAAGGCAAAGAGUAAACACAAGGAGAAGCCAGAGAAGGACCAUUCCCGGGAGAGAAAGUCUUCCCGAGGCCCUGAUGUGGAGAAGAGCCUGCUGGAGAAGCUGGAGGAAGAGGCCUUGCAUGACUACCGGGAGGACUCCAAUGACAAGAUCAGUGAGGUCUCCUCUGACAGUUUUGCUGACCAUGGCCAGGAACCCAGCCUGAGCACGCUCCUGGAAGUGUCCUUCUCUGAGCCCCCAGCAGAGGACAAGGCCAGGGAGAGCACUUGCCUCUCAGAGAAACUGAAGGAGAGGGAGAGGGAGAGGCACAGGCAUUCCUCGUCUUCCUCUAAGAAAAGCCACGAGCGUGAGAGAGCUAAGAAGGAGAAGGCUGACAAGAAAGAGAAGGGCGAAGACUACAAGGACGGCGGCGGCGGCAGGAAGGACGCCAGCCAGUACGAGAAGGACUUCGCGGAUGCAGAGGCUUUUGGGGGUUCCUACACAACAAAAGCAGACACGGAAGAGGACCUAGAUAAGGCUAUAGAACUGUUCUCCUCAGAGAAGAAAGACAGAAACGAUUCUGAGAGAGAACCUGCCAAGAAACUAGAGAAGGAGUUAAAGCCGUAUGGGUCAAGUACCAUCAGCAUCCUGAAAGAAAAGAAGAAGAGAGAGAAACAUAGGGAGAAAUGGAGGGAAGAAAAGGAGAAACACAGGGACAAGCAUAUAGACGGGUUCCUGAGACAUCACAAGGAUGAGCCAAAGCCUGCAGCCAAAGACAAGGACAACCCUCCCAACUGCUUUAAGGAGAAGUCCAGAGAGGAAAGCCUGAAGCUCAGUGAGGCCAAGCUGAAGGAGAAGUUCAAGGAGAACGCAGAACGAGAAAAGGGCGACUCCGUGAAGAUGAGCAACGGCAACGACAAGCCUCUGCCAUCCCGAGACGCAAACAAGAAGGACAGCAGGCCCCGCGAGAAGCUCCUGGGAGAUGGCGACCUCAUGAUGACCAGCUUUGAGAGGAUGCUGUCCCAGAAAGACCUUGAGAUCGAGGAGCGGCACAAGCGGCACAAGGAGCGCAUGAAGCAGAUGGAGAAGAUGCGGCACAGGUCUGGAGACCCCAAGCUCAAAGAGAAGAAGCCCACGGAUGAUGGGCGCAAGAAGAGCCUAGACUUCCCUUCCAAGAAAGCUCUGGGGCUGGACAAGAAGGUCAAGGAGCCGGCUCCCGUGCUGCCCACUGGUGAAGGCAAGCCACAUUCUGGACCAGGCACAGAGUCCAAAGACUGGUUGGCUGGACAACCCUUGAAGGAGGUUCUGCCUGCUUCACCCCGCACUGAGCAGGGCCGACCCACUGGGGUGCCCACGCCCACCUCAGUAGUGUCAUGCCCCAGCUAUGAAGAGGUGAUGCACACACCCAGAACCCCAUCAUGCAGUGCUGAUGAUUACCCUGACCUGGUCUUCGACUGCACUGACUCCCAGCACUCGAUGCCCGUCUCCACCACUUCCACCAGCGCCUGCUCUCCACCCUUUUUUGACAGGUUCUCUGUGGCUUCCAGUGUGGUUGCAGAAAAUGCAGGCCAGACUCCCACAAGGCCUAUCUCCACAAACCUUUAUCGCUCGAUAUCUGUGGAUAUCAGAAGGACACCCGAAGAGGAAUUCAGUGUUGGGGACAAGCUGUUCAGGCAGCAGAGUGUCCCUGCAGCCUCAAGUUUUGAUUCCCCAGUACAGCACUUGCUGGAAGAAAAGGCUCCUCUGCCCCCCGUUCCUGCAGAAAAGUUUGCCUGCCUGUCCCCCGAGUACUACUCCCCAGACUACGGCAUCCCCUCGCCCAAGGUAGACACCCUGCACUGUCCACCGACCGCUGUGGUCAGUGCCACACCGCCCCCAGACAGCGUCUUCUCCAACCUACCACCAAAGUCUUCCCCUUCCCCUAGAGGUGAACUGUUGACCCCAGCCAUUGAAGGGGCCCUGCCCCCAGAUCUGGGCCUACCUCUGGAUGCCACAGAGGACCAGCAAGCCACAGCUGCCAUCCUUCCCCCAGAGCCCAGCUAUCUGGAGCCCCUGGAUGAGGGCCCCUUCAACACGGUCAUCACCGAGGAGCCCGUCGAGUGGACGCACAGUGCUGCUGAGCAGUCCCUUCCCUCCUCCCUUAUUGCUAGUGCCUCUGAAACCCCUGUCAGCUGGCCUGUGGGCUCUGAGCUUAUGCUAAAGUCUCCACAGAGGUUUGCAGAAUCCCCAAAACAUUUCUGCCCUGGAGAACCCCUCCAUUCCACCACCCCAGGACCCUUCAGUGCUGCAGAGCCCACAUACCCCGUCUCUCCGGGAUCUUACCCCUUGCCAGCCCCUGAGCCAGCCCUGGAAGAAGUCAAAGACGGUGGGACAGGAGCAAUCCCAGUGGCCAUCGCUGCUGCAGAAGGGGCUGCUCCUUACACUGCCCCCACUAGGCUGGAGUCAUUUUUCAGCAACUGCAAGCCACACCCAGAUGCACCCCUGGACACAGCCCCUGAACCUGCAAGUGUUACUACUGUGGCUCAGGUAGAGGCUCUGGGACCCCUGGAGAGCAGCUUCCUAGACAGCAGUCAUAGCAUAUCUGCCCUCAGCCAGGUGGAACCAGUAUCAUGGCAUGAGGCCUUUACCAGCCCUGAGGACGACCUCGACCUGGGGCCCUUCUCACUGCCAGAGCUUCCUCUCCAGGCCAAAGAUGCUUCAGAUGUUGAGGCAGAAACUGCAGAGGCCAGUCCUGCCCCUCCAGUAGAGAGCCCUCCAGGCCCCACGGGGGUUCUCAGUGGAGGGGAUGUCCCUGCCUCCACAACUGAGGAACCACCAGCCCCACCUCCUCAGGAAGCAUCCCCUCAGCUCUCCACAGAGCCCGAGCCCUCAGAGGAGACAAAGCUGGAUGUGGUUCUAGAAGCUGCAGCGGAAACAGAAGUCCUGGCAGAUGACAGUGCCCCCGAAGCCUCAAUCUCCAAUUUGGUGCCAGCACCCAGUCCCCCUGAACAGCAGCGCCCCGCAGGAGGUGGUGAUGAAGAGACUGAAGCUGAAGAUCCUUCUGCUGCUCCCUGCUGUGCCCCUGAUGGACCCACCACAGAUGGCUUGGCACAGGCACCCAACAGUGCAGAGGCCGCCUGUGUUGUGGCUGCUGUUGAAGGGCCCCCAGGCAACAUUCAGCCAGAAGCUACAGACCCAGAGCCCAAACCUACAUCCGAAGCCCCCAAGGCCCCCAAGGUGGAAGAAGUUCCUCAGCGGAUGACCAGGAACCGUGCCCAGAUGCUGGCCAGCCAGAGCAAGCAGGGCAUACCCGCAACAGAGAAGGACUCAAUGCCUGCCCCAGCCUCUAGAGCCAAGGGCCGUGCCCCUGAGGAGGAGGACGCCCAGGCCCAGCACCCCCGCAAGCGGCGCUUCCAACGGUCUGGUCAGCAGCUGCAGCAGCAGCUGAACACAUCCACACAGCAGACCCGCGAGGUUAUUCAGCAGACGCUGGCAGCCAUCGUGGAUGCAAUUAAACUGGACGCCAUUGAGCCCUACCACAGCGACAGGUCCAACCCAUACUUUGAGUACCUUCAGAUCAGAAAGAAGAUCGAAGAGAAACGGAAGAUCCUCUGCUGCAUCACUCCGCAGGCCCCCCAGUGCUAUGCUGAGUAUGUCACCUACACGGGGUCCUACCUCCUGGACGGCAAGCCCCUCAGCAAGCUGCACAUCCCUGUGAUUGCACCCCCUCCCUCUCUAGCAGAGCCUCUGAAGGAGCUGUUCAAGCAACAAGAGGCUGUGCGGGGUAAGCUGCGUCUGCAGCACAGCAUCGAGAGGGAGAAGCUGAUUGUGUCCUGUGAGCAAGAGAUUCUUCGGGUUCAUUGCCGGGCAGCCAGGACCAUUGCCAAUCAGGCAGUGCCAUUCAGUGCAUGCACAAUGCUGCUGGACUCCGAGGUCUACAACAUGCCUCUGGAGAGCCAGGGGGAUGAAAACAAGUCUGUACGAGACCGCUUCAAUGCUCGCCAGUUCAUCUCCUGGCUGCAGGACGUAGACGACAAGUAUGACCGCAUGAAGACAUGUUUGCUGAUGCGGCAGCAACAUGAAGCUGCAGCCCUCAAUGCCGUGCAGAGGAUGGAGUGGCAGUUGAAGGCCCAGGAGCUGGACCCUGCUGGGCACAAGUCCCUGUGUGUAAAUGAGGUGCCAUCCUUCUACGUGCCCAUGGUUGACGUCAACGAUGACUUUGUACUGUUGCCAGCAUGACACCCAGAUGAAGGUCACAGGACACAAACGAGGGCCACAUAGGUCGCCCAGUGCUGCCGAUGAGUCCCGGCAGCGGAGGAGGGAGCACCGCGUCCAUCAAGUGGGAGGAGCCCAGAGACUGCACCUGGCCUGGCCAUGUCUCUCCCUCCAGAUGCCGGUGAGGUCGAAUGCACCUCUUUAUCCAGUCGCCGGGGGGAGCACGGGGCCUGGACACUGCAGAGCUUGGGACAAGGAGACCAUGGCCACAGACAGGGUGGCUCUGUCUCAGUCACGCCCUCUGGGUUCUCUUCAGCUGAUGACAGGGCACUUGAGGAGUCGCAGAGCAGAGUGUGGUUUUUUCUUUCUUUUCUUUUUUUAAUUCCUCGUUCCAUUCUGAUCAACUAAUGGAAGAUAGACUAAGGCGUCCACCUCGCACAAGCAGUGACCUCCAGGUCAGAGAGGCAGGAAAGUGCUGUCCCGCCCUGGUCCCCGGGACAGGCUUGGACACUGGUGCCGGCAAGGGUCCGGCUGCUGCCUGCCUGGACACAGGGACGCAGCCAGGACUCUCCGAUAGUGUUUUUAAUGGAGUCAAAUCCACGUGGUUUGUAUAUUUUUCCUUUAAUCUUGGGCAUUUUGUUUCUCUUUCUGAGAACGUAACUUGAAACACUACAGAGCCAAUAAUCCUAUAGAGUGUAUCCGCAAACCUGUACAGUUUUAUAUACAUUCACAAUGUACUUUUGCUGCCUUCUAGAUAAUUUAUUUUGCAACACAUUACUGCACAGUUGUAAAUAACUUAUGUACUGUAACAUCACUUUCAGUUAUGUGUAAAGAAAUAAAUAAAUUAAUUAAAAUGUU